This is a messenger RNA of Chironomus riparius, 688 nucleotides long. The record is from the annotation of a GenBank genome assembly. Lineage: Eukaryota; Metazoa; Arthropoda; Insecta; Diptera; Chironomidae.
GAACUUGAGUGCGUUCAAUGAGAUUCUUCCUUUUUCGAUCAACUUUUCAAAGAUCGAGUCACAUUGAAUUAAUUUUAAUUAAAAAUUCAAUAAGCAUUCAACAUGCCACCAAAAUUCGACCCAACAGAAAUCAAGCAGGUAUAUUUGCGAUGCGUUGGUGGUGAAGUCGGUGCAACUUCAUCAUUGGCUCCAAAAAUUGGUCCAUUGGGUUUAUCACCAAAGAAAGUUGGUGAUGAUAUUGCAAAAGCCACUGGAGACUGGAAAGGAUUGAAGAUUACAGUAUGUCUUACCAUCCAAAAUCGUCAAGCCGCUAUUUCAGUCGUUCCAUCAGCAGCCUCAUUGAUUGUUAAGGCACUUAAGGAACCACCAAGAGACAGAAAGAAGGUGAAAAACAUUAAACACAGUGGUAACAUUUCAUUAGAUGAUGUUAUUAGCAUUGCUCGUGUAAUGAGACCUCGUUCAAUGGCACGCGAACUCUCGGGAACAUGCAGAGAAGUUUUAGGAACUGCACAGAGCGUCGGAUGUACAAUUGAUGGACGAGCAGCACAUGAUGUUAUUGACGACAUUAAAUCAGGAGCUAUUGAAAUGCCAUCAGAAUAGACAACUAUUUUGAAUCAUUUAAUUCCUGAUUAUCAUAAUGUGAAAUAAAACAAUUCUGGAUUUUCCUGAAAUCAUUUGAAUCCAAAAA